Messenger RNA from Stegostoma tigrinum, 1218 nucleotides. Its product is annotated as histone H1-like. Bases 1 to 720 code for a protein of 239 amino acids. Gene Ontology annotation, cellular component: nucleosome. The transcript is spliced from 2 exons. The record is from RefSeq and is a predicted model, not a curated record. Lineage: Eukaryota; Metazoa; Chordata; Chondrichthyes; Orectolobiformes; Stegostomatidae. Gene Ontology annotation, biological process: nucleosome assembly. Gene Ontology annotation, molecular function: DNA binding; structural constituent of chromatin.
AUGAGCGACAGUGCAGCCGCCGAAACGGCUCCUCCAGCCUCCGCCAGCACCAAACCCAAGGCUCCCAAGAAGAAGAAGGCGGCGGCCCCCAGGAAAAAACCAGCCGGUCCCGGGUUGGGCGAGCGGAUUGUGAAGAUUGUCGGGGAGAACAGCGAUCGGAAGGGGACGUCUCUGGCCGCUAUAAAGAAGGCGCUGCAGAGAAGCGGGGUCAAUGUGGAGAAGCAGAAUGCACAGAUCAGGAUGGCUACCAAGAGGUGCCUGGCGAAAGGCUCCCUGGUUCUGGUGAAGGGCCAGGGCGUCUCCGGCUCCUUCAAACUCCCAAAGAAUCAGGUCAAGGCAAAAGUGGGAAAGAAGGCGAGACCCGCAGCAGCCGCCAAGAAAGCAGCCGUGAAGAAAACAACGGCCAAGAAGGUGGCAGCGAAGAAAUCCCCAGCCAAGAAAGCAACAGGAAAGAAAGCGGCCGGCAAGAAGGCAGCAACGCCAAAGAAAGCGGCGAAGAAAGCAGCGCCUCAGAAAAAGACUCCCGUGAAGAAGGUGAAAAAGACCAAGAGCCCCAAGGCCGCAAAACCGGCCCCGAAAUCGGCAAAAUACUUGAAGAAACCAGUUGAUGCAAUAUUUCCUCGGUACAAAGCCGAGUGUGUGCAGUUGCUUCCAACUAACAGCAGGCACGUUCCUGUGAUCAAAAUGGAGAAUAUCUUUCCCAUAGUCAGAGCGGAUUGAAUCAGACUUACAUUGAGGUCAAUUUCCAGAGACUUGACCAAGGAAACAACCACCCAAUCCCAACUGAGAAAAGGCAAGUUUCUCUUUGUAAUGUUUCCAUUGCCAAUUGACAUCCCGCUAGUUCCAAUUAACAUCAUUCAUAGUCCAUCAACAUUCACAUCUUUGAAAUGUUAACGGGUGACUCUUUGUUGAAAGUACUCAAACAGGAACUGUAUCCAGUUUACAUUUAGGAAAUGUACUUUGCCUCAAACUGGACAGAGAGAGACUCCUCCUACCACCCCCUUGAUCAUGACCCUGCCGUGAUCACCAAAACAUCAUCUCCCAGACCAUCCACAACCUCAACCCCUCAGGUAACCUCCUGCCAACAGCCUUCAGCCUCAUCUUUCCCCAACGCCAUGUUAACUGUUUCUGCCUCAUUCCCAAAAUCCACAAACCCGACUGCCCCUGUUGACCCAUUGCCUCUGCAUGACCCUGCCCCAUCAAACUUAUCUCCAAUUA